Coregonus clupeaformis (lake whitefish) is the source of this 2881-nucleotide messenger RNA. RefSeq names its product glycine amidinotransferase (L-arginine:glycine amidinotransferase) (gene gatm). Gene Ontology annotation, cellular component: mitochondrion. Gene Ontology annotation, molecular function: amidinotransferase activity. Bases 114 to 1397 code for a protein of 427 amino acids. The record is from RefSeq and is a predicted model, not a curated record. NCBI's taxonomy places the organism in Eukaryota, Metazoa, Chordata, Actinopteri, Salmoniformes, Salmonidae. The transcript is spliced from 9 exons.
AACGCGAGGGGUCUUCCAUUCAUUCUCAGAACUCCUGACAUUCAGGUGGAUCUUGUCCUGCCGCGUAGCCGCCAGAAUAUCCCAAAUAGCCAUCACCAUUAUCAGGUCGGACAAUGCUGCGAGUCAGGUGUCUCAGAGGAGGUAGCAGAGGGGCCGAGGCCGCCCAUCUGAUCGGAGCUAUGCUCGGCCGCGCGGUGACUGGCUGGGUGCAGGGCGUGUUCCAGAGGACCUCGAGUUCCGCCGCUGCCGCGUCCGCCGCGCAGCCCCAACGCGCCCUGGAGGAGGACGCUGUUACUGAGCCUGCGCAGCAGGAGUGCCCUGUCUGCGCCUACAACGAAUGGGACCCGCUCGAGGAGGUGAUUGUAGGCCGCGCCGAGAACGCGCGCGUGCCUCCUUUCACUGUAGAGGUCAAGGCUAACACAUAUGAGAAGCAUUGGCCCUUCUACCAGAAGUAUGGGGGCCAAACCUUUCCUGAGGACCACUUGAAGAAAGCUGUUGCUGAGAUUGAGGAAAUGUGCAAUAUUCUCCGCAUGGAGGGAGUUACAGUUCAGAGACCCGAACCCAUGGACUGGUCCUUCGAGUACAAGACUCCAGACUUCAACUCUACUGGCAUGUACGCUGCCAUGCCCAGAGACAUCCUCAUGGUGGUGGGGAAUGAGAUUAUCGAAGCCCCCAUGGCCUGGAGGUCCCGCUUCUUUGAGUACCGGGCCUACAGACCACUCAUCAAGGAGUACUUCAGAAAGGGUGCCAAGUGGACCACCGCCCCAAAACCCACCAUGUCCGAUGAGCUGUACGAUCAGGAGUACCCCAUCCGUACGGUGGAGGACAGACACAAGCUGGCUUCCCAGGGAAAGUUUGUCACCACCGAACACGAGCCGUGCUUCGACGCCGCUGACUUCAUCAGAGCUGGCAGGGAUCUGUUCGUCCAGAGGAGUCAGGUUACAAACUACAUGGGGAUUGAGUGGAUGCGUCGGCAUCUUGCCCCGGACUACAAGGUACACAUCAUAUCGUUCAAGGACCCCAACCCCAUGCAUAUUGACGCCACCUUCAACAUCAUCGGACCGGGACUGGUGCUGUCCAACCCUGACCGCCCCUGUCGCCAGGUGGAGAUGUUUGAGAAGGCCGGGUGGACCGUGGUCAAGCCUCCAACUCCUCUGAUUCCAGAUGAUCACCCUCUGUGGAUGUCCUCUAAGUGGCUGUCUAUGAAUGUCCUGAUGCUGGACCCCAAACGGGUCAUGUGUGAUGCCAAUGAGCACACCAUCCACAAGAUGUUUGAGGACCUUGGUAUCAAGACCAUCAAGGUGAACAUCCGCCACGCCAACUCCCUGGGAGGAGGCUUCCACUGCUGGACCACCGACGUGCGUCGCCGUGGUACCCUCGAGUCCUACUUCCACUAGCCACGCCAGAAACUGGCAGUUUUUAUUGAGCUUAAGUAAGGUUGAAGUCCCAAUCAACAAUCUGCAGUUGAUUUUUCCUUUAAAAAAUUUUUAAAACCACAUGUGUUGAUUUAAAGUAAACAGUCCUGUGCAUGACAGUGCCUUUCGUGACUACGCUUGGUUCUGAGUUUAAUUUUAACGCUCAACAACAAUAAAAGUUUAAAAAACUCGCUUUUAGAGAGAGAAAAAGAGAAGUACUCAAUAACCUCAAUAAAUACUGCAUUUCUGGCUUGGCUAUUGUGAAGCAACGUUGUACCAUCUAAAUGACUCUGAGUUAACAUCAAAACGAGUGGUUUGUAAAAAGAGGGCAGGGUAGGCUACUUUAUAGGUGUGAUGAUGAUGACGUCACACUUGGUCCGCGUCUGAAAUGGCACCCUAUUCACUAUAUAGUGCACUACUUUUGACCACUACUUCCUUUUUAUGAACUCAGAAAAAAAUAUCAACAUUCAUCCACUGUAUUAUCAAUUGAUGCUGCCAUAUGAUCUUUUUUUUAUAUGAUUUUUUUAAUUCAAAAGAAUGUCUCAAAGUUUUUAUAGUAGAUCACUAUUAUUAAACAAUAUGGAUUUCUUAUCUCAGGUAUUUUAUAUAUUGUAAAAAAAUUUUAAAAAAAGAGAGAGAGAGAGAGAAAAUAAUGACUUAAACGGGACAAAUGGAUACUAUAUUUGUAUUUUUCAUACAUUUUAUUUGGGCUCAUACAUUUUAUUUGGGCUCAUACAUUUUAUUUGGGCUCAUACCUUUUUCAUUGUUUCCCAGAAAUUAGCCUUUUUUAUAUCUUUGCUUAAAAGGAGAAUGAGGUCCAUAUCAGAUAUUGUGAUACCUUGCAGACCUGGGUCAAAUAUCAAAUACUUUCAAAUACUGCACUUAAUUUAGUUUGGACCGGUAGAAUGGAACCGAUGUAAUAUGGUCCCAGAAGUACAAACGCCAAGCUAAAUCAAGUGCACCUCAAACACUUUCAAGUACAUGUAUUUUUCAAGUAUUUUACGUAAGUAUUAUAAACAAGUAUUUUACAUAAGUAUUUUACACUAUGUAUUUGACCCAGUCUGAUACCUUAUGCCUCUGCUGUCUUCUACAAUAGCAACUGAGCCAGAUCUAUGCUAGUUAUUUUCAUUACACUGCUAAAGCUGCUUCUACGUUUGGCAUGGUCAAAAUACCUAUUAGGGUUCAGGAGGUCUCUGGAUGCAUCCCAAAUGGCACCCUAAUCCCUAUAUAGUGCAUAAAGUAGUGCACUAUAUAUGGAAUAGGGUGCCAUUUGGGAUGCACCAUGUGUUUAUGUAAUUAUAUAGUUUUUAGUUUACGUUCAUAGUAGUUUUCUCCUUGAUACACAUGUAAUGUAUUCUUGGAGAUCAAGUGUUUUGAAUCUUGAAUUGACGUUCGAUUGACCCAUAGCAUUAAAGAUGGCUCAAGGAUGCAAUAUCAAUUAUAAAAAAUAAAUGAUAAAAAAAAUG